Messenger RNA from Coregonus sp. 'balchen', 2886 nucleotides. NCBI's taxonomy places the organism in Eukaryota, Metazoa, Chordata, Actinopteri, Salmoniformes, Salmonidae. The record is from the annotation of a GenBank genome assembly.
AUGGCAAGCCAUGGUCUGGUGGAUGGGGGCCUGCACACUGUUCCGGCGAUGGCAUGGCCAACAUGGCGCAACUCUAGGGGGGUCGAGCGGAGGCUCGACUAUAUUUUCCUAUCUAGGUCUCUGGGUCAGUUGUCUGGGUGCUUGUUGCCUGUGUUCUUUUCGGACCAUGACGGGGUGCUCCUGCAGGUGGGGGCACCAGUCUGCCUCUUCGGUAGGGGGUACUGGAAGUUAGAACGGGAGGUGCUGGAUGGGCAGGCUUUCGUCAACGCUUUUGUAGAUUUUUUUAGGAGGCUUGAAGGCCUCCGGUCCAUGUGUGAGGGGGUGUUAGAGUGGUGGGAAAUAGUGAAGGUGAGGAUGAGGGUUUUUAUAAUAGGACAGUGGAAGAAGAAAAAGAGGGAGGAAAAGAGGGAGGUUGAUCAUAUCCAGAGGCUGCUAGAACUCGAGCUUGAGGCAGGCAACCUCGGCGGGUCGGCAGACUGGGAGAGAUCCGCUGCCCUAAAGGCGCAGCUAAGGGAGGUGCAUGAGUGGAAGGCUCGUGCUUUCUUGAUGCGGGCGCGUAGUGGUUUUAUAGAACAUGACGAAACAUGUUCGGCCGGGUUCUUUAAAUCUGUAAGGGAAAGGCAGAGUAGGAAGGUAAUGUAUGGGGUUAGGGAAGAAAGCGGUAGAGUAGUGAGAGAGACGGAGGAAAUGGUCAAGAUGACCACGGAGCAUUUCCAAGGUUUCUUUCAAGAGAGGGCAGUAGAUGUAGAGCAGGGGAAUGUGUUUUUAGAACACCUGUCCCGGCAAGUGCGGAGGACAUUAGAAAAGCAAUGGAGGCUGAGAUCUCCCUAGAAGAGGUUGAGAGCGCCCUCAGGAGGAUGGGAAAAGGGAAGGUGCCCGGGAUGGAUGGGCUGCCGGCGGAGUUUUACCUCAAGUUUUGGGGUAUACUUGGGCCAGUAGUCCUCGAAGUCUUGAAGACCAUCCUCGAGACAGGGGUCCCGGGGGGAUCGAUGGCCGUAGAUGUGCUGUCACUUCUGUACAAGAAGGGGGACGCCACAGAUCUCGGCAACUGGCGGCCGUUGACCAUGCUGUGCGUAGACUACAAGCUACUUGCGAAGGUUCUAGCGGACCGGUUGCGCACAGCCCUUCCCUACGUCAUCCAUGAGGAUCAGACGUGUGGGAUAGAGGGACGCUCUAUUAGGUGGAACCUGAGUUUGAUCAGGGACUCCAUUGCUUGGGCAGAGGAUAGAGGGCUGCCGCUAAUGGUAGCAGCACUCGACCAGGCUAAAGCCUUUGAUCGAGUGAAUAGAUCUUUUCUUUUCAGGGUGUUAGGCAGGUUAGGUUUUGGGGAGAAGUAUAUAGGGUGGAUCCGUGCUUUAUAUGUCGGAGCAGGGUGCCGGGUGAACGUAAACGGUCACAUGGGUGACGUUUUUGACCUUGAGUCUGGGGUCAGGCAGGGGUGCCCGCUCUCGGCACUCCUCUUCGUUCUGUACAUGGAGCCUCUGGGGGCUGCCAUUAGGGCAGACACAGGGGUGGAGGGCAUGCUUAUCCCUGGAAGCGGUGGGCUGCAUGUUAAGAUGACCCAGUACGCAGACGACACUUCCUUGUUGCUAUGCAAGGACUCGUGCCUGACUAGGUCCCUUGUCAUCAUAGGGGAAUUCACCCGAGCGUCGGGAGCGGUCCUCAAUCACGCUAAGUCAUCCGUUAAGUAUUUCGGAAGAUGGCGUGGGAGGACGGAUGUGCCUGGGGGGUUAUCUCUCUGUAGUGGGGCCCUGAAGAUUCUCGGGGUCCUUUUUGAGACCUCUGGCUCAGCGACGCUGAACUGGAACAGGUGCAUCGCAGUGGUGCAGAGGAAGGUGGGGAUGUGGAGGGCUAGGUCAUUGUCUUUUAUAGGCAAGGUCCUGGUCCUCAAGGUGGAUGUGUUGCCGUCACUAUUGUAUAUGGCGUACGUCUACCCAUUGCCAGAGAGUCUGAGAGUGCCUCUAGUGAGGCUGGUGUUCCAGUUAAUGUGGGGUGGCAGGCAAGAGUAUGUCGCGAGGGUACGCAUGCUCUGUCCCAUCGGGGAGGGAGGUAGGGGGGUACCACAUUUCCCCCUCAAGCUGGAUUCAAUUUUUGUUUCAUAUUUGUUGACUGAGCUGGCUCAUCCGGUAAUACACCCGUCUGGUUACCUCCUGCGGGUGUUUUUCUCUUACCAGGCGAGAAUGCGUAAUGGUGUGGACUAACACGGGUCCUCGGGCGGAACAGCUGCCGUGGCACUUUGGCUAUGCGGCCAAGUGGCUGCGUGGUCACCCCGAGGUUGAAGUAGCCCGAGUAGGUUUAGAUCACAGGCACCUGUACGAGGAGGUGAGACGGGGAGGGUGUCCCGGGCCGGUAUUGGGUAUCCCGGCUGUGGUUUGGGAAGGAGUGCAGGUGUGAGGUCUGGAUAACAGGCUCAAGGACCUGAAUUGGUUGAGCCUCCAUAAGGGCUUGCCCGUACGUUCCAUCUUGUACGGGCGUGGCUUGACUCGAUCCCCCACCUGCCCAAGGCCAACUUGUGGCGGGGAGGAGACGGUGCGCCAUGUUUUUUGGGACUGUGCUUUCGCCGGGGUAGUGUGGGCUAGGGCACAGGGUCUGAUAGGCAGGGUGAGAGGGGAUUUUGUGGUUACAUGGGCUAGGGUAGAUAGAGGGGUAGGGAGAGCGAGGGGGACGGUUAGGGACAGGUUUCUGCUCUGGCUUCUCAUAAGCCUCUUUAAACAGGGUUUGUGGGAGGCUAGGCAGAAAUUGGAAAGGACAGGGGGAGAAGGGGGUGUGGAGGGGAUAGUGAGGAGGGUGGAGAGAAAUUUGAGGGGGAGGAUGAAGGGAGAGGAGAAGAAGUGGGGGCAGCAUGCUGCUCGGGAGAGGUGGAAGGGGGGUUUAGGAUUAGUGUAG